This is a messenger RNA of Rotaria sp. Silwood1, 834 nucleotides long. NCBI's taxonomy places the organism in Eukaryota, Metazoa, Rotifera, Eurotatoria, Philodinida, Philodinidae. The record is from the annotation of a GenBank genome assembly.
AUGUUACUAUUUAUUUCAUUUGUUUGGAUUUUGAUUAAUCAUGCUCAUAAAAUCAUGUCGAUGAAUUGUGAAUACACAUCACGCGAGUAUCAAGUUGUUCUUCGACCAGAUUUGUUGGCAAAUUCUUUUGAAACUGGUGUUAUGAAAGUUAUUGAUGAAUUAGUUAAAAUUGAAGAUGCAAAAAUUAUGCCAUUCAAAGUAUCACGAUCAUCUUUGAAAUUCAAGAAUAUAUCUUUUACUCGAUAUGUUUCGGAUAAUAGUCGAAAUACAACUGAUUUUUAUAUAAGACCAGUAUUUAAAACACGACAAAAGAGAAUAACAGAGCCAGCUGAUAUUGUGAUGAAAAUUUCAGAUAUUGAUCCAGCUCUUGCAUGUGUACAGCUAACGGUUGCAGAAGAUUAUAUUAACAACACAGUUGCUAAAUUCGAGCUCGAUAUACACACGGACAACGGUGAGCUUACCGUUAAAAGUGCACAUAGUUAUACUACAACUCUAUCAUUUGACUUCGAUCAAAUGUCUCCAAUCAAUUUGUCCUCAAUUCUUAUUGAUGCUGGUAAAGUUACUCGUUCAGGUCAACCAAUUAUUAUUGUACCUGAUUCAUUGGGCAAAGUCACUAUGCAAACAGCUGAGUUUAGUAUUAAUUUAGCAGGAAAAAAAUCAGAUGCAGAAAUUAUGUACUAUCCAAAAAUAGACGACGUCAAAACUGAAUUUUCUUUUAAAGUCAAAGGUACACAAGUAGAUCCAAAAGUUAUUCGUGUUGCGCAACAAUUAGCUGCUUACUUGUCACAACUACGAACGAUAGCUUUAUAUGCAUUAAUACAUCCAACGAAUUAA